AUGCCCACCACAAUUUCUGCUCCCACACUGAGUACACCAACUCAAACAUCAAUUGCUUCCACAACUGGAGAACAUACGACUGUCACUGAACUGCCACGCACUGACAAAACUACAACUGAAGCUACCACAUUCACAUCGACUGAAAAGACUCCAGAAACAACCUCACAAACAGGCACGCAAGAAAUGAUUACAGCACCUGUCACGGACACAACUGCACACAUUGCAUCAACAACUCAAAUUCAAACAGAAACAGAGAACACAACUUCCCAACUUCCUACAACAACACAUCUUUUAACCCCUACUACUGAAACAACACAACCUGAAGAAAUUAUUACAACUCACACUGCAGAGCCUCUAACAUCGACAACAAAACUACCAUCUCUAACAACUCUAGCCGAAGAAGAGGAAACAUCUAUGCCCACCACAAUUUCUGCUUCUACAGUGAGUACACCAACACAAACAACUAUUGCUCCCUCAACUGCAGAACAUACGACUGUCACUGAUUUGCCACGCACUGACAAAACUACAACUGAAGCUACCACAUUCACAUCCACUGAAAAGACUCCAGAAACAACCACACAAACAGGCACACCAGAAAUGAUUACAGCACCUGUCACGGAGACAACUGCACACAUUGCAUCAACAACUCAAAUUCAAAGAGAAACAGAGGAAUCAACUUCCCAACUUCCUACAACAACAUAUCUUAUAACACCUACUACUGAAACAACAACACAACCUGACGAAAUUAUUACAACUCACACUGCAGAACCUCUAACAGCGACAACAAAACUACCAUCUCUAACAACUCUAGCCGAAGAAGUAGAAACAUCUAUGCCCACCACAAUUUGUGCUCCCACAGUGAGUACACCAACUCAAACAACUACUGUUACCUCAAUUUCAGAACAUACGACUGUCACUGAACUGCCACGCACUGAGAAAACUACAACUGAAGCUACCACAUUCACAUCGACUGAAAAGACUCCAGAAACUACCACACAAACAGGCACACCAGAAAUGAUUACAGCACCUGUCACGGACACAACUGCACACAUUGCAUCAACAACUCAAAUUCAAACAGAAACGGAGGAAUCAACUUCCCAACUUCCUACAACAACACAUCUUAUAACACCUACUACUGAAACAAGAACACAACCUGAAGAAAUUAUUACAACUCACACUGAAGAACCUCUACAAGCGACAACAAAACUACCAUCACUAACAACUCUAGCCGAAGAAGUAGAAACAUCUAUGCCCACAACUAUUUCUGCUCCCACACUGAGUACACCGACUCAAACAACUAUUGCUUCCUCAACUGCAGAACAUACGACUGUCACUGAACUGCCACGCACUGACAAAACUACAACUGAAGCUACCACAUUCACAUCCACUGAAAAGACUCCAGAAACAACCACACAAACAAGCAUACCAGAAAUGAUUACAGCACCUGUCACGGAAACAACUGCACACAUUGCAUCAACAACAGAAUUUCAAACAGAAACCGAGAAGACAACUUCACAACUUCCUACAACAACACAUCAUAUAACACCUACUACUGAAACAACAGAACCUGAAGAAAUUAUUACAACUCACACUGCAGAACCUCUAACAGCGACAACAAAACUACCAUCUCUAAUAACUCUAGCCGAAGAAGUAGAAACAUCUAAGCCCACCACAAUUUCUUUUCCUACAGUGAGUACACCAACACAAACAACUAUUGCUUCCUCAACUGCAGAACAUACGACUGUCACUGAACUUCCACGCACUUACAAAACUACAACUGAAGCUACCACAUUCACAUCGACAGAAAAGACUCCAGAAACAACCACACAAACAGGCACAGCAGAAAUGAUUACAGCACCUGUCACGGACACAACUGCACACAUUGCAUCAACAACACAAAUUCAAACAGAAACAAAGGAAUCAACUUCCCAACUUCCUACAACAACACAUCUUUUAACACCUACUACUGAAACAACAACACAACCUGAAGAAAUUAUUACAACUCACACUGCAGAACCUCUAACAGCGACAACAAAACUACCAUCUCUAACAACUCUAGCCGAAGAAGUAGAAACAUCUAUGCCCACAACUAUUUCUGCUCCUACAAUGAGUACACCAACUCAAACAACUAUUGCUUCCUCAACUGCAGAACAUACAACUGUCACUGAACUGCCACGCACUGACAAAACUACAACUGAAGCUACCACAUUCACAUCGACUGAAAAGACUCCAGAAGAAAACAGACAAACAGAACCUCUAACAGCGACAACAAAACUACCAUCUCUAACAACUCUAGCCGAAGAAGUAGAAACAUCUAUGCCCACAACGAUUUCUGCUCCUACAGUGAGUACACCAACUCAAACAACUAUUGCUUCUUCAACUGCAGAACAUACGACUGUCACUGAACUGCCACGCACUGACAAAACUACAACUGAAGCUACCACGUUCACAUCGACUGAAAAGACUCCAGAAGAAAACAGACAAACAGGCACAACAGAAAUGAUAACAGAACCUGUCACGGACACAACUGCACACAUUGCAUCAACAACUCAGAUUCAAACAGAAACAGAGAAGCCAACUUCCCAACUUCCUACAACAACACAUAUUUUAACACCUACUACUGAAACAACAACACAACCUGAAGAAAUUAGUACAACUCACACUGCAGAACCUCUAACAGCAACAACAAAGCUACCAUCUCUAACAUCUCUAGCCGAAGACGUAGAAACAUCUAUGUCCACCACAAUUUCUGCUCCCACAGUGAGUACACCAACUCAAACAACUAUUGCUUCCUCAACUGCAGAACAUACGACUGUCACUGAUCUGCCACGCACUGACAAAACUACAACUGAAGCUACCACAUUCACAUCGACUGAAAAGACUCCAGAAACAACCACACAAACAAGCACACCAGAAAUGAUUACAGCACCUGACACGGACACAACUGCACACAUUGCAUCAACAACAGAAAUUCAAACAGAAACCGAGAAGACAACUUCCCAACUUCCUACAACAACACAUCUUAUAACACCUACUACUGAAACAACAACACAACCUGAAGAAAUUAUUAUAACUCACACUGCUCAACCUCUAACAGGGACAACAAAACUACCAUCUCUAACAACUCUAGCCGAAGAAGUAGAAACAUCUAUGCCCACCACAAUUUCUGCUCCCACAUUGAGUACACCAACUCAAACAACUAUUGCUUCCUCAACUGCAGAACAUACGACUGUCACUGAACUGCCACGCACUGUCAAAACUACAACUGAAGCUACCACAUUCACAUCGACUGAAAAGACUCCAGAAACAACCACACAAACAGGCACAACAGAAAUGAGUACAGAACCUGUCACGGACACAACUGCACACAUAGCAUCAACAACUCAGAUUCAAACAGAAACCGAGAAGACAACUUCACAACUUCCUACAACAACACAUCUUUUAACACCUACUAGUGAAACAACAACACAACCUGAAGAAAUUAUUACAACUCACACUGCAGAACCUCUAACAGCGACAACAAAACUACCAUCUCUAACAACUCUAGCCGAAGAAGUAGAAACAUCUAUGCCCACCACAAUUUCUGCUCCCACAGUGAGUACACCAACUCAAACAACUAUUGCUUCCUCAACUGCAGAACAUACGACUGUCACUUAUCUGCCACGCACUGACAAAACUACAACUGAAGCUACCACAUUCACAUCGACUGAAAAGACUCCAGAAACAACCACACAAACAGUCACACCUGAAAUGAUUACAGCAUCUGUCACGGACACAACUGCACACAUAGCAUCAACAAUACAAAUUCAAACAGAAACCAAGAAGUCAACUUCCCAACUUCCUACAACAACAUAUCUUAUAACACCUACUACUGAAACAACAACACAACCUGAAGAAAUUAUUACAACUGUCACUUCAGAACCUCUAACAGCGACAACAAAACUACCGUCUCUAACAACUCCAGCCGAAGAUGUACAAACAUCUAUGCCCACCAUAAUUUCUGGUACAACAACGAGCACACCAACUCUAACAUUUAUCGCUUCAUCAACGAUGGAACAAACAAGUGUCAUUAAACUGCCACACGUUAAUAAGACUAGCACUGAAGCUUCCACAUUCACCCCGACUGAAAAGUCUCUAGAAAUUGCAACACAAACAAGCACACCGGAAAUGCUCACAACACCUAUUACAGACACAGCACAGACAUCAACAACUCCAAUUCAAACAGAAACUGAGGAGUCAACUUCCAAACUUUCUACAACAACUCAUCUUAUAACACUUACUACUGAAAGAACAACACGACCUGUUGUUUUUCUAAAAACUGAGACUGCACAACCCCUCACCACAACAACAAAACUACCACCUCUAUCAACCCCAGCCGAAGAAGUAGAAACAUCUAUGCCAAGCACAAUUUCUGAUACCAUAAUGACCCCACCCACUCUAACAACUAUUGCUUCCUCAAUAAUAGAACAUACGACUGUCAGUCGACUGCCACACACUGAUAAAACUAGCACUGAAACUAUUACUUUGACAUCGACUGAAAAGACUCCUGGAAUUACAACACAAACAAGCACGUCAGAAAUGCUUACAUCACCUGUCAGAAUCACAAUGGCACACAUUGCAUCAACAAUUCCAAUUCAGACAGAAACUGAGGAGUCAACUUUCCAUCUUCCUAAAACAACACACGUUAUAACACCUAUUAGCAAAAGCACAACACAUCUUGGAGAUAUUGCAAAAACUGAGACUGCACAACCUCUCACCACAGCAACAAAACUACCUCCACUAUCAACUCUAGUUGAAAAAGUAGAAACAUCUAUGCCCACCACAAUUUUUCAUACCACUAUGACCACACCAACUCAAACAACUAUUGCUUUCUCAACUACAGAACAAAUGACAGUCACUGAACUCCCACGCAGUGAUAUAACUAGCACUGAAGCUGCCACUUUAACAUCGACUGAAAAUACUCCAGGUAUUACAACCCAAAGAAGCACACUAGAAAUGCUUAUAACACCUGUCUCAGACACAACACAGAUUACUUCGACAAGUAAAUUUCAGAGAGAAACUGAGGAAUCUACUCCAGUACUUCGUACAGCUUCUUUUAAUACACCGCACAGUCCAUCUCAAACGACAUCUGCUUCAUCAGCAGAACACCCUGCUAAAUUACUAGUAACUGACAAAUCUAAUGCUGUACUUAGAACUUCAGCAUCACCAGAAAAUCUUGAGUAUCCUGUUCAGAAAGCAAUUACAAAACAUAUGCCCACUCAAACUACCAGCAAUAUGACCACUUUGCUUUAUAUGACCAAUUCUAUUCAAACAGAAACUGCUCCUGUGACAUCCAAUUUUCCUCGAAAAACUGACGUAGACAAAAGUACUGUUCAAAGCACAACACAAAUUACAGAUAUUGAAACUGAACUCCCAACCCAGACAUACCUUUCACAACAGCUAACCACAAGUACUCAACAACCAACUCUAUCUUUUCAGCCAGCAGAACUGGAGUCAAGAAUAACACAUGCAGAUAAAAGCCGAAAGAUAACUGAAUAUUCUACAGCACAACCAAGAACUGCAGCAAGUACUCCAGAAGUUCAAAUCGAGUUCCUCCCAAUAACUACAACCACAACGACAACGACAACCACAGCCACAACCACAACCACAAGACGACCAACAACCACAAGACGACCAACAACCACAAGACGACCAACAACCACAAGACGACCAACAACCACAAGACGACCAACAACCACAAGACGACCAACAACCACAAGACGACCAACAACCACAAGACGACCAACAACCACAAGACGACCAACAACCACAAGACGACCAACAACCACAAGACGACCAACAACCACAAGACGACCAACAACCACAAGACGACCAACAACCACAAGACGACCAACAACUCAAGAAAUUUCCACAGCAAGAACUAAGGUAACUACUGACUUCCUUGAAACAACAAAAUUUCACAACAUAACCACUCAAGAAACAGAGACUGAUAUCAUAACACAGGAUAAACAUCCAGAGGCAGAAAUUACUAUGCAUGCUGUUACUACACAACAAACAAUACUGCCCACUCAAGCUGAAGACACUGGCACAAUGCACACGCCCUCUCAAACAGUAACUUUCUCCAAAGAACACACCAUUCAUACACCACUAACCAGUCAAAGUAGCAUUCAAUACACAACUCAGGAAUCAACUAAAAAAUUUUUCACACAUAUAACUACAAGUACACCAGAACUGCUUACACAAAAUAUCACCAACACAACACACAUUCCUUCAACAAGACAAAAUGAAACAGCUAAAUCUACUUCUCAGCUUCCUCACACAACAAACAUUGGCACAUCUACUAGUGGAAGCACAACACAAUUGACAAGUCUUCUAAAAACGGAAGGAACAGCAAAGAUUACACCAACACUAAAAACUACCAAACAACAAACUCAGUCGGUUGUGGACAAACAUGCACCAACAUCUAUACCAAUCACAUCUGCAACUAGCACAAUGCACACACCAGUUGAUCAGAAAUUUGUUUCAUCAACAGAACACACCAUUGAAAUAACACAAACUGAUCACACUAGUACUGAGAAGACUCUCAAAAUUACAAUACCAGCAUACACACUAGAAUCCCUUACACAAACUACCAAAGACACAACUAGAACACACAUUCCAUCAACAAGUCGAAUUCACACGGUAACUGCUGAAUCAACUUCUCAAAUUCCACACACUGCACAUGUUCACACGUUUACCACUGAAAGCAUACCACAAAUUACAGAUAUUCUGAAAACAGAACAAAAGACAAACACUCCACUACCUCAGACAACAAAAACUGGACAAACAUCUGUACCAAUCACAGAUGUUUCUAGCAUGACACACAUACCAACUCACACUACAAUAACUUUAUCAACACAACAAAAAAACUACACACUGGGUACAAAUGAAACAAGAACAGAAUAUACACCUCAAGAACCACCUGAUAAGAUUUUCGAGACUCAUACACCAGCAACAACACCACAGUUCCUUACACAAUUUCUCACCAAGACUACAAGAAAACACAUACCUUCAACAACGCACAUUCAAAUACAAUCACAAAAAUCUACAACUAAAAUGCCUCAAACAACACAUAUCAAGGCAACAACAACUAAAAGUGCAACAGAAAUUACAGGUAUUGCAACAAAAGACAUUACAUCACCUAUUACCACAAUUACCCAAGAAGCAUUCUCACAAACAUCUAUUCGACCUACACUUGGUGUUUCAACAAUGCGCACACUAACGCCAGCAUCAUAUCCUUCAUCAACAGGACAAAUCAGUUCUACAGGAACACGACUCACCAAUCAAACUAGCACUCAAGCAACAACUGAAAUUACUCCAGAAACAAAGGAAUCUACUUCUCAAAUUCCACAAACAACACAUAUUCACACGCCAACUGUGGAGAGCACAACAGAAUUCACAGAUAUUCUAACAAAAGAGACUACACCACCUCUCACCUCAACUACAGAACAACCAUCUCUGUCUACUCGAGCCAAAGAUGUAACAACAACGCUCAUUGCUAGAACACUGCAUACAGCACCACAAACAACAAUUCCUUCAGCAACAACACAACACACUGCUACCAGUGAAAAACUAAUAACUGAUCAAACUACCACUCAAUAUACAACUGAGGCGACAACUACAAAGUUGCCAGAAAUUACUACAACAGAAACAACACCAGAAUUCUUUACGCAAAAUAUAACAUCCAAAAAAACCCAGAUUAUUUCGACGAUUCAAAUUCCUCGGGAAACAAAGAAAUCUACUUCUCAAAUUCCACAAACAACACACAUUCACACACCAACCGUUGAAAGCACAACAGAAUUCACAGAUAUUCUAACAAAAGAGACUACACCACCUCUCACCUCAACUACAGAACAACCAUCUCUGUCUACUCGAGCCAAAGAUGAACCAACAACGUUCGUUGCUACAAAUCUGCAUACAGCACCACAAUCAACAAUUCCUUCAGCAACAACAGAACAUACUACUACCAGUGAAAAACUAAUAACUGAUCAAACUACCACUCAAUAUACAACUGAGGCGUCAACUACAAAGUUGCCAGAAAUUACUACAACAGAAACCACACCAGAAUUCCUUACGCAAAAUAAAACAUCCACGAAAACCCAGAUUACUUUGACGAGUCAAAUUCCUCCAGAAACAAAGGAAUCUACUUCUCAAAUUCCUCAAACAACACACAUUCACACACCAACUGUUGAAAGCACAACUCAAUUCACAGAUAUUCUAACAAAAGAGACUACACCACUUCUUACGUCAACUACAGAACAACCAUCUCUGUCUACUCGAGCCAAAGAUGUGCCAACAACGCCUGUCUCUAUAACACUGCGUACAGAACCACAAACAACAAUUCCUUCAGCAACAACAGAAUACACUACUACCAGUGAAAAACUAAUAACUGAUCAAACUACCACUCAAUAUACAACUGAGGCGACAACUACAAAGUUGCCAAAAAUUACUACAAUAGAAACCACACCAGAAUUCCUUACGCAGAAUAUAACAUCCACAACAACUCAGAUUACUUCGACGAGUCAAAUUCCUCGGGAAACAAAGAAAUCUACGUCUCAAGUUCCCAAAACAACACACAUUCAUACACCAACUGUUGAAAGCACAACGGAAUUCACAGAUAUUCUAACAACAGAGACUACACAACCUCUCACCUCAAAAACAGAACAACCAUCUCUGUCUACUCGAGCCAAAGAUGUACCAACAACGGUCGUUGCUACAACAGUGCAUACAGCACCACAAACAACAAUUCCUUCAGCAACAACAGAAAGUACUACUACCAGUGAAAAACUAAUAACUGAUCAAACUACCACACAAUAUACAAUUCAGGCGUCAACUACAAAGUUGCCAGAAAUUACAACAACAGAAACCACACCAGAAUUCCUUACGCAAAAUAUAACAUCCACGAAAACCCAGAUUACUUCGACGAGUCAAAUUCCUCCAGACACAAAGGAAUCUACUUCUCAAAUUCCUCAAACAACACACAUUCACACACCAACUGUUGAAAGCACAACACAAUUCACAGAUAUUCUAACAACAGAGACUACACCACCUCUCACCUCAACUACAGAACAACCAUCUCUGUCUACUCGAGCCAAAGAUGUACCAACAACGUUCGUUGCUACAACACUGCAUACAGCACCACAAACAACAAUUCCUUCAGUAACAACAGAACAUAGUACUACCAGUGAAAAGCUAAUAACUGAUCAAACUAGCACUCAAUAUACAACUGAGGAAUCAACUACAAAGAUGCCAGAAAUUACUACAACAGAAACAACACCAAAAUUCCUUACGCAAAAUAUAACAUCCACAACAACCAUGAUUACUUCGACGAGUCAAAUUUCUCCGGAAACAAAGGAAUCUACUUCUCAAAUUCCUCAAACAACACACAUUCACACACCAACGACUGAAAGCACAACACAAUUCACAGAUAUUCUUACAACAGAGACUACACCACCUCUCACCUCAACUACAGAACAACCAUCUCUGUCUACUCGAGUCAAAGAAACUACACCACCUCUCACCUCAACUACAGAACAACCAUCUCUGUCUGCUCGAGCCAAAGAUGUAACAACAACGCUCGUUGCUAACAACAGUGCAUACAGCACCACAAACAACAAUUCCUUCAGCAACAACAGAAACACUACUACCAGUGAAAGACUAAUAACUGAUCAAACUACCACUCAAUAUACAACUGAGACGUCAACUACAAAGUUGCCAGAAAUUACAACAACAGAAACCACACCAGAAUUCCUUACGCAAAAUAUAACAUCCACAACAACCCAGAUUACUUCGACGAGUCAAAUUCCUCCGGAAACAGAGAAAUCUACUGCUCAAAUUCCUCAAACAACACACAUUCACACACCAACUGUUGAAAGCACAACACAAUUCACAGAUAUUCGAACAACAGAGACUACACCACCUCUCACCUCAGCUACAGAACAACCAUCUCUGUCUACUCGAGUCAAAGGUGACCCAACAACGCUCGUUGCUACAAAACUGCAGACAGCACCACAAACAACAAUUCCUUCAGCAACAACAGAACACACUACUACCAGUGAAAAAUUAAUAACUGAUCAAACUACCACACAAUAUACAACUGAGGCGUCAACUACAAAGUUGCCAGAAAUUACAACAACAGAAACCACACCAGAAUUCCUUACGCAAAAUAUAACAUCCACAACAACCAAGAUUACUUCGCCGAGUCAAAUUCCUCCGGAAACAAAGAAGUCUACUUCUCAAAUUCCUAAAACAACACACAUUCAUACACCAACGACUGAAAGCACAACACAAUUCACAGAUAUUCAAACAACAGAGACUACACCACCUCUCACCUCAACUGCAAAACAACCAUCUCUGUCUACUCGAGCCAAAGAUGUACCAACAACGCUCGUUGCUACAACCCCGCAUACAGCACCACAAACAACAAUUCCUUCAGCAACAACAGAACACACUACUACCAGUGAAAAGCUAAUAACUGAUCAAACUAGCACUCAAUAUACAACUGAGGAAUCAACUACAAAGAUGCCAGAAAUUACUACAACAGAAACAACACCAAAAUUCCUUACGCAAAAUAUAACAUCCACAACAACCAUGAUUACUUCGACGAGUCAAAUUUCUCCGGAAACAAAGGAAUCUACUUCUCAAAUUCCUCAAACAACACACAUUCACACACCAACGACUGAAAGCACAACACAAUCACAGAUAUUCUAA
Messenger RNA from Octopus sinensis (East Asian common octopus), 10749 nucleotides. RefSeq names its product mucin-2-like. The record is from RefSeq and is a predicted model, not a curated record. The coding region runs from base 1 to 10749 and encodes 3582 amino acids. The transcript has 3 exons. Lineage: Eukaryota; Metazoa; Mollusca; Cephalopoda; Octopoda; Octopodidae.